GCGGCUAGCGUCAUCGCGGCCGUCGGUCGAGGUCAGCAUUACGCGCAGAUUCCAGAAGGAGCCGAUGAUUCGACCCGCGCGCCUGACCUGUCGGAUCUGGUGCGCUCAGACCAACCGAGUCAGGACGAUGACUACGCUGACGAGAUCCAGCAGGUGAUGCGCAAGCGGUCGGCCAAGGUCGAGAGUGCAGCGUCUGUGGCCGACUGCAUUGUACCGCUGAUGCGUGUUUCGACGCCUGUGUCGACCAGCGUGCCGGCGCCGCGGAUGGUGCCUCGGUCCAACAUCAACAGCCAGAGCUUUGGCGACGAGGAGAUUGACGAGGCUGUCAUGCGGACGAAGCAGGAUCAGCGCAACAUUCAACCCGCGCGUGUCUCUGGCCGACAGGCCCGACCAGCGACGUGUCGAUGGGCGACAGCGACGACAUCGAGGACUUUCUGUUUGAUGAUAACGCCAGCCCGCAGUCCAACCAGCUCAGCUUCUCCCUAUCGGACCGCCGCAUGUCUGAGGAUAUUUAUCACCGCGAGUCAUCCGACAGCUACUGGUCCAGCGAGCAGCAGCAUCCGGCACAGGUGCCUGUGAGCAGCGCCAUGGCCGGUAGACGCUCAAGCGCAGCGCGCAUGCGGUCGCACACCAUGUCGUCGCUGAGCAGCAUCGAGAGUCUCAACACCCAAGCGAUGGAUGUGUCACCGCCGGCGAGCAGCCGCGAGCAUUUGAGCCAGACUGCUUCAUCGAUGGCAAGAGGCAGCAUAGAUGCGGCUGAAGCAGAGGCGUCGCAGCGGUCAUCGGCCUACAGCAACUGGGUGUCUAACCAGGCAAUUAUUGGCGAGCAGUCGUUGCUGAGCCAGCUGGCACACGAGGAGCUCAAACGCACCAGUGCUGCCCUGGGUCUGAAUGAGAAGAGACAGGCGGCAGGCGAAGGUUCAGCGAUUCAGCAGGCCAGCGCUUCCUCAUCGGGGAAGAUGGCUGAUGAUGACGGACAGCUGCCCUGCCGCCGCCUGCAAUGCCGGAUGAUAAUGGCAGCUAUCGGCAGCGUUGGCGAGCGGUCGUCCGGGAUUCUGGAGUUUGUCAGCUCUUCGGUCUCGCAGACACGUGUCAUACCGAGGCUAGUCAAGAUCAACCAAACGUCGGCCAGACCGCCUGUGCCGCAAAGGACAUCGUCCACUCUGCCUGUGCUACUGCCGCCCGCUGUGGUCACGUCUCUGCCAACCCAGCCCACGGAUCCGUUCGCAGGGCUCCCCCGUGGCCCUGGCCAUGUCGCCCACUGGCAGCCUAGGCUCGAGCAAGUCGUCGAGUGGCAAAUUCAAGAUAGCGAUGCCUUCUCCGCGCAAGCUCAAGCUGCGUGGAUCCAAACCAGGAGAAUAUCCGUCCAGGAACCGUCUGCUGCAGAUGUGCCGGCGAAGAGUGCACCAGAGAUUCCAGGAGCACAAACCGACGCCGCCGCCGGUGCCGCCCAAGGAGAGGUUUAUGCAGGGGCUACGGCGCAAGAGCAGCAUGGGAAGCCCACUGAAUCAAACGUGCGCUGAGCUUGAAGAAGCGAUCCAACAAGGACCUCAACAACGACGAUGACGACCAAAAGCCCAAUCGUCGUGGAAAGGGCGAGCGCAGGAGCAAGCGUAACAGCGUUCCGCAGCCACCU
Molecule: messenger RNA, 1636 nt
Organism: Linderina pennispora
Lineage: Eukaryota; Fungi; Kickxellomycota; Kickxellomycetes; Kickxellales; Kickxellaceae
Exons: 1
Coding region: 405-1523 (372 amino acids)
Source: RefSeq, a predicted model, not a curated record